UCCAUGUGUUGUAUUCUACUCCAUCUCAUUGUAUCGAUACCAUACAUUUUGAGUCUAAGUUCAUAUAAUUCGAUUUUUGGAAAAUUGAGAAAUGAUUCCAUUGCAAAAUAUGUAAUAAAUUAUAAAAAACUGCAGUUACAACAUACACCCAACGAUUCCUUUUUAUUUGUUACGUUUAAUAAUUCAAAAAAUUUUAAUUCUCAUAGAAUAAUAACUUAUAUUUUUAGUAAUAAACAUAUAUUGAACAAAGAACGAUAUAUCACCUCUACAUCUCCACUGGGAUUUUCCCCUAGUUGUCCAAUUUCUGAUUCAAAUCAAUCUAACAGGACGGAUGAAAUCAUUCAGAAAUUGAAGGAAGAAGUACCUAAUGCUACUAUAUUUGAUAUAUGGGAUCACUUUUCGUAUUCCGGUCACAUACGGAAGGGGGUUUUGAGUGGAAAACAGUAUCCUUCCAAGAAUAUUAAGAGACCGAAUUAUUUCAAGACCGGAAAACCAACCUAUGUAGACUACCCGUACUGCAAUAGAGACGCCAAAGAUAUUCGAGGUACAAUUAAAAAUGAUGAAGAUAUAGCUGGAAUUAAAAAUGCAUGUAGAAUAGCUAGAGAAAUACUGGAUUACGUAUCAUCCAUAGUUGUUGAGGGCAUUUUCACAGACGAUAUCGAUCGUUUUGUACACAAACUUUGCGCAAUUAAGAAAGUUUUCCCGGCGACACUCAAUUACCACGGUUUCCCAAAAUCAGUAUGCACAUCUAUCAACGAAGUAGCAUGUCAUGGGAUACCCGACAACAACCUGUUGUGUGCGGGGGAUCUUUUGAAGGUGGACCUAACUGUAUAUUCAGAUGGAUACUUUGGGGACGUGUGUGAGACUUACAUGGUUAUGCCCAUGACUAAAGAAUAUAACAAGAAAUUGUUGAAACGUAAUUAUAUGGGUCGGUCUGAGAGAAAUAAGUUAAUUUAUAAUACUGUUAGACACAAUAAUCUACAAGGGUGUGAAAAGUCUAUAAUUAACCAGACUUCCUUCAUCAAAAGUUUUAGCAAUGCAAUUAAGAAGUACGAUUUUGACAUUAAUAGUUUUAAGCUCUUAUAUUUAAUCUUUAAGGGUGACGACAAAAGGUUCAACCUUUCUCAGGACGAAAACAUGUCCGAACUUGCUAAAAAAUUACAUGAAGAGUUCAAAAUUGUUUAUGAAAACCCUGAAAAGACUUAUAAUGGUCGUGUUUUUGGUAUUACAGCUUCAGAAUUACCAACUUAUACACCUCAUCCUAAAUUCGGUAAAGCCUUCACCACUGUUGAAAAUCCCCAAAUCGUUGUGGAUCUUCUCGAUCAAAAUGACGAACUCAGAUUUAAAAAGCCUUACACCUUUUCUUACUCUUUCGAUAGGGAUCUCGAGCUUAUGAAAAUUUGUCACGAGGCUCUCAUGAAGGCCAUAUCCAUUUGCAAACCCGGAACUAAGAUCAAAAUGAUAGGUAAAACAAUUGAAAAAUACCUAAAGAGUAACGAAUGUAUUUCUUUAUCCAAUCUGUGUGGUCACGGGAUAGGUAGAAACUUUCAUGAAAAUCCAAUUGUUUCACAUGAAGAAAACGAUAGUGAUGUAAUUAUGGAGCCUGGGAUGGUUUUCACUAUUGAACCAAUCGUAACUAGGUCCGAUCUUAACUCUUUCAUGAUGUGGCCUGACGGAUGGACUAUAACCACUUUGGACGGUUCAAAGACAGCCCAAUUCGAGCAUACAAUAUUGAUCACUCGGGAUGGCCAUGAAGUUUUGACAAGAAAGAUCCCCUCAUCACCUUCUUUUUUGUGGGAAAGGGAAUUGGAAGUACUAUACUGA
Molecule: messenger RNA, 1824 nt
Organism: Theileria parva strain Muguga
Lineage: Eukaryota; Apicomplexa; Aconoidasida; Piroplasmida; Theileriidae
Gene: METAP1
Product: Metallopeptidase family M24 family protein
Exons: 7
Coding region: 4-1824 (606 amino acids)
Biological process (GO): proteolysis
Molecular function (GO): metalloaminopeptidase activity
Source: RefSeq, a predicted model, not a curated record